Messenger RNA from Archocentrus centrarchus (flier cichlid), 5533 nucleotides. It is a transcript of the gene elf1, whose product is annotated as E74-like ETS transcription factor 1. Gene Ontology annotation, cellular component: nucleus. The record is from RefSeq and is a predicted model, not a curated record. The transcript is spliced from 11 exons. Gene Ontology annotation, molecular function: sequence-specific DNA binding; DNA-binding transcription factor activity, RNA polymerase II-specific. Gene Ontology annotation, biological process: cell differentiation; regulation of transcription by RNA polymerase II. The coding region runs from base 1162 to 3156 and encodes 664 amino acids. NCBI's taxonomy places the organism in Eukaryota, Metazoa, Chordata, Actinopteri, Cichliformes, Cichlidae.
ACCACAUAUACAACCAUUUAGUCAUACAUUUUUUGUGCUAUUUGGAAUGUCUACCACAGCAUGCGCUCAAUAUUUCCAGGGAAUCGGCCCCGCCCGUUGGGGAGUUAUCGUCAGUUGUUCUCAUCUCUGAAGGGCUUGGACAUUCCCGGAAGAUGCCUGUUCCCACUUUUAUCUCCCCGUGCUGACGCCUGUCGUAAUAUCAACACAGCACAGGAGAAAUCAAACUCUACUCAAGCCAAACCCAAACUUUAGCAUGUAAAACCGCCAUUUUCUCUUUUGCAACUUAAUCUAAGUACAUCGUGUUUGAAGCUUUGAGUUGUCUGUAAAAUCGCACCUGCGACUGCGUAACGGUUUAGUAAAAUAAUUUCACCGUCGCCUUGAUACCAGCUUGUUUAACGUUUAGAUAACCUAGAGCGCCAAACCCAACUUUGACACACGCAAAUGACACUUUAUCCAUUACGUUUACAAUAUAUAUGGACUAUUUUGUGCUUUUUAAGAAAUGGGCUAUGAUGCGAACACUUAAAAACUUUUUUUUCAAAACGACUUUAGCUCAUAAACCUCUUCCGUCUCCUUUGGACUCGCGUCCUACUGCCAGGCUUCAGGAAAACUUUGGUGGCGGCCAGUUAUUUCCCAGGAAAAUGUGACUGCUAGGAAUUCCCCACGCAUCACCCUCCGCCGGAGAAAACUCGACCUUGUGUCAGCAAGUACACGAAAGCAGCAGGAGGUGGUGGAGUUCAGCCUGGUACAUGCGAUGACCUGCAGGUGGAACAUCCAAGGCGAUCUCAGACACCAAGGAAUCAGCUGGGGCAAUUCCAAGACACUUGCCCAGGAUUGGUCUGGAUGGAGACGACUUAUUGCUGCCCAAUGAUCCCCACGGAAUCGGUGGAUCUAAGUCUAAGUAAGUGUAGAUGCUUCAGGCGCAGCGGGGCCCAGCCUUCGUGUCAGAGAGGGACGAGGCUGCUCCCACCUGGGCCACAGGACUCCUCUGAAACUUGGCUCAUGGUCUCUCUCUCUCAGCGCAAUAACUGCUCAGAUUAGAAAACGGGAGGACAGGCGAGCCAUUUUGUGAGGUGAAACUGAGUCUGACUGCGCAGAGAAGGAGCUGGAGUAGUCAUAACCAGGAUAUUUUAGGCUGCCCUUUGACUUUUGAACUCCAUUACCAUGACGACCGCAGUACAAUCCAGCGAACUGGUGUUUGAAUUUGCCAGCAAUGGGAUGGACGAAAUCAAUCAGGUGUGCAGUUAUCUCUUCCCCACACCCGGGUCUGAAUCCUGUGGAGCAGGCUUGAUUCUGGACGACCCGUCAGUAUUCCCAGCGGUGAUCGUUGAGCAGGUUCCCGCGGCCGAUCUGUUGCAAGUGUACUCGGGCCUCGAGUCUGAUGAGGUGACCAAUGGUAUCAUGGUGGAUACCACUCUCCAUGUGGUUGAGGAACCAUCCAUUUUGGAAGGAGGAGUGGAUCUCACAGAAACAACAGUCUCAGGCACAGAGGACAGCAUGGAGACAAAUGAAGCAGCAGCAGCUCUUCUUAACAUGGAGUCUCCGAAUAACAUUUUGGAUGAGAAGCGUAUGCUUCACACCUAUGGCACUCUGCUUGAGUCGGACCUGCCAUACGCCCCACUGAGGCCUGACCAGAUGGACAAUGUUGCCCUUGAUAUGUCUGUUGAUGAGGACACUUCAUCUAUGGAUGAGAUUCCCCAAAAAUGCCCAUUAAAACCUCAGAAAAAAACCAAAGUGCGAAAGCCACGGGCGGUCCGUCCCUGCUCUCCUAUCACCACCCCUAACCUACCACUCAGGAAGAAGAGCAAGGAGGGCAAAGGCAAUACCAUCUACCUGUGGGAAUUCCUUCUGGCCUUACUGCAGGAUAAAAACACCUGUCCCAAAUACAUCAAGUGGACACAGCGGGAAAAAGGCAUCUUUAAGCUUGUGGACUCCAAGGCUGUUUCAAAGCUGUGGGGCAAACACAAGAACAAACCUGACAUGAACUAUGAAACCAUGGGAAGAGCUCUCAGGUACUACUAUCAGAGAGGCAUCCUGGCUAAAGUGGAGGGGCAGCGACUGGUCUAUCAGUUUAAGGAGAUGCCAGCUGAUCUCGUGGUGAUUGAGGACGAAGACACGGGCUCUGAUGCCAAUGUCGGCUAUGGGAACCAAAGGUCGACCAACGGGCGGUCUGUGGUUCGUGGAGCGUCCAAAGGCCACGGAAGAGCUCAUGGUCAACACCAAGUCUCAGUAAAACAGAUGAAGAAAGAGCUGAAUGAUGAAUCUCUCUACCAGGAAGCUAACGGUGGACAGGCUGAGCAGCUCCUUCAGUCGGUUCAUAUGCUGCACCAAGGGGCAGGAGUCCAAGAAACAGCACAAGCUUUAAGGACCAUUAGCACUCCUGCAUCAGUUCCUAUGGUCCUGACAUCUUCCGGCUCUCUUCAAUCUGUUCCCCUCACUGUUCUGGCAAAUGGGGACUCCAGCCACUCCUCUUCUCGGGUUAUUCUCCACACCAUGCCCUCCACAACAGCAUGUGGUAAAGAUGUGCUUACCAUCCAGACGGCCUCUAUAGCAGGUGGGGCUAACAGCCUGCAGGAUGGCCUCCCGCAGCAGCUCUUGGUCACCAGUCUGGGCUCGUCUGCCUCCUCCUCCUGCACUUCCCCUCCAGGAGUCAUUAGUUCCACCGCUUCCAACCUCAAUGGUCUCCCCCGCCUUGUCACCAUUAACACCACCUGCGGGCAGACCAUGGUGGCACAGCAGCCCGGCACCGUAAUUGCCACUGUGCUCAAAUCUAGCGACCUCUCAGGGCUGCAGGUCAAAGAGGAGAUGCUGGACCCCAGCUACUUUCAGUCGAUGGUGAAUGGUGAUCCAUCACUGGCUGCACAUACAUUUGAAAAAGAAGAGAUGGAAGCAGGGGAGGCAGAGCUGCAGUACAGGACUGUUAUCAUUGAUACCAGUCAAAGCCAGGGCCCGGAGGGUGCAAGUGAAACUAUAAUUAAUGGACAUUCCUCCCAGAGCAGCAGCCCUAGUGAAGGUCUGACCCCUGUGGAGGAGCUCGAAGUGCGUGGAGAGAUGUCCCUGCAGCCUGAGCAAGGAAUCAAAGGCCUGCAGGAGCUGCCAGUGUCUGUUCAAUUGCCUGCAAACUUUAUCCAGAUAAAGACAGAACCUGCAGAGGCUUAGUGCUGCAGGACUCUUCAACACAAGCUGAACCAAAAUUGAAACCAUUUUGACCCUGGACUUGGUAUUUUCUUUUCUUACCACAGUGAUCUGAUCGAAGAUCAAAACGAGGGAUCUUGCAGCUUUUAAAGGUUGGUCAGUUCAGGCUCAGGAUUUAUUGUUUACUCACAUACUUUGUGACCACAUUCGUAAUUUUAAAAAUCAAGGGAGUGCUUAGUUUUUUUGUUUUAAGAAGUAAUUUUUCAGAUUUAGGAUUUUUUUCUGUAGACAUAAUCCCCAACACACGUAGAUACACAUCCAUACGCACACAUGCACAAAAACAAAAUGCUUUUUCCUCUAGGAGAGCAGCCAUUGGAUAAACCAGGGAUCCCUGCCUAUCAAAUGUGCCAGUUAGUUUUUUGAGUCUUGUUUUGAUUGUUUUACUUUUCAUCUCACCCGACUCAUGUGUUUUAAAGGAGAAUGCAACAAACCAAAAACCGGGGACUGAUGCCAAAUGGUGCAAUGACAUGAGAUGUCUGACAAUGUGUGAGUUUAUGUGACCAUUAGACCACGUACAAGUUUCUUUUCGCAUGGAUGAGGAAAGGAUGUUGUGUCUGCUGGAAAAAGAAAAAGAAAAAAAACACAGACAAAACCCUCCCCCCCACACAUCUCGGAGAUUAAUUGAAGAGUGCCUUACCGGAAGUUCAAAUAGUUCAAGACUGUUUGCUGGAAAGAUCUGCGUAAGAGAUGAAAAUGGACUAAAUGGCUUCACAGACUUUGAGACUUCCAAGAAGUUAUUACUCAUUUAUUUUCAUAUAAUCAAAAUAGGUAUGCAUUCACUCUCUAAUACCCCUGGCCUUAAAACACUGUGUUACUAUGGAAAUGGGCAUUUUCUGUCCACCAAGGACAGUGUAACAUCAAAACUGUUUGUAUAAAGCUGCAGACUGGAGGCACAGCAAGAUAGGGCGGUACAAAUGGAGAGAAAGAAUACACAGGAUAAGACAGAUUUUAUCAGUCUCUGCCUCAGAGGCUCCAGGUUUAAGUCCUGUUCAUAUAAAAAUGGAAUAUAUAUGAAUCUAUAUAUAUAUAAAUAAUUGAAUAAAUAAAUAAAUAUAUAUAUAUAUAUAUAUAUAUAUAUAUAUAUAUACAUAUAAUAUACAAUUAAGAUUCAAUUUUAAGGCCACAGUGAAUUUAUUUAUUUUGUGAAUUCCUAAAUUCUGUGUAAAAAAAUACAGGCACAUUUGUUUUCUAUUUACAUGUAAAAACCUGAGGGGAAAUGCAAAGAAUAUGAACGUUAAUAUCAGGAGGCUUAUUUGGUCGUUUUUUGUAAGACCAACAUUUUGCAUUUGUAUAGCAUCCCAUAUAAUCAGCUUUGGUAUUUCCUUGAGUUUUGGACUCCAGUGCUCAGUGCAGCAUGAUUACUCCACUGUUAUAUUCUCUCAUAUCCUCUGAUUUAAACAUGUACUGAAUGUCCUUUUCAUUCCUUCUUAUCAGCGGACAUACCUCUUUACCUUUUUUUAACAGUCAAGCAGUCGAAACUAUGCAUUCAAGUACAUAUAUGCUGUGUGUGCUGUAUAAAGUAUCAAAUGCAACAAUCAAUAUGUCUUUGAAAUCCUGUCUCAAAUUUCGUCAGUUGUUUGGUACAAAGAAGUACCGGUGCUGUUUUUUUUUUUUUUUUUUUUUAAGCUUUGCUCCUUUUCUUCUCCUUUCUUUUCCUCUCCUCUCUCUCACCUCGUUACCUCUUGUCUGUUUUUUUUAAUUUUUUUCUGCUCACCUCCUCCUCCACUGCUCCUGGCUCGGGUCAGUCGAGUCUGUGCCUUCUUUAUUUGCUGUCCCACUUGGUUAAGAACCUCUCAGGCCAGCCAUCUGAUUGGCCCCUUGGUCCUGCUGGGGAUGAAGCCAUAUUGAUCCUGAGUGGUAUCACGGCUAAAUUGGUUGUAUUUUCCAGCCGGACUGUAGCUGCAGAGUGAGGACAUUCAGACAUACUGACCUCCAUCUGCACUGGCACCUAAGGACAGGAGUUAAACGCUACUUUACAACCUCACAUCAGCCAAAGGGCUCUGGGUCUGCAAAGACACUCUGAAUGUAUACUUAUUUUUAAAGUACAUACUUGUGCAGAUUUUUGACAGUCAAUAAGUACACUGGGUUAUAUUUGCAUUAAAAUCUGUCAGUCUUUUGGUGGGGAUUUGCUGCCUUGUUUGCUUUGUAUAUAUUCCUGUAUCUACCUUUCCUUUUCCUUCACGCACUGUUUUACUGUCUGUGAAAUGUUGAGGUAUGUCCACUGCUUAUGUUUUUGUUGCUUAUUUUUGACUUGGGUUAUCCAUGGCCUCUUUAUGCUGAAUAGAUAGAUUUUUAAGAAAACGUCAAUAUGCUAAUUAAAUACAAAAAUCUUAUCUCCUGA